CUAUGGUGUCCCGAGCGAACAGAGGUCUCCCAUCCCAUCCUAAGCAUUGCUGGAUCCGGUGUGACAUCACCAGCCCCCUCGGUGCUGCCACUGCUGGAAGGUCUGAGCUCUGUGCUGGGGGCACCAGGCACUGACACUUGGCUCUUGUUGGGAGAACACAGAGAGUCUCUCUUGUCUGCCUGCGGCCUGUGCACAGCUCCAACUGCUGCAUCUCCCGGAGGCCUCUGCCCAGGCUACAUAGGGUGGGAGCUGCCAAGGCUGUAUCCGAAGUUGAAGGUGGUUAAGAGGGCAGGCCUGCCUGGAGGCCAAGGUCUUUCCUGUACCCCCAGAGCCUACCUCAUCACAGCUACAGAAUGGCCUCCAGCCCAGUUGGAGUCCCUAGCCCACAGCCCUCUAGGGCCAAUGGAAACAUCAACCUGGGGCCAUCAGCUAACCCAAAUGCUCGACCCACAGACUUCGACUUCCUCAAAGUCAUUGGCAAAGGGAACUAUGGGAAGGUCCUACUGGCCAAGCGCAAGUCCGACGGAGCCUUCUAUGCAGUGAAGGUGCUGCAGAAAAAGUCCAUCGUAAAGAGAGAAGAGAAGAACCACAUCAUGGCAGAGCGCAAUGUCCUGCUGAAGAAUGUGCGGCACCCCUUCCUCGUGGGCCUGCGCUACUCCUUCCAGACCCCGGAGAAGCUCUACUUUGUGCUUGACUACGUCAACGGAGGGGAGCUCUUCUUCCACCUGCAGCGGGAACGUAGGUUCCUGGAGCCCCGGGCCAGGUUCUAUGCUGCAGAAGUGGCCAGUGCCAUUGGCUACCUACACUCUCUCAACAUCAUUUACAGAGACUUGAAGCCAGAAAACAUUCUCUUGGACUGCCAGGGACAUGUGGUACUGACAGAUUUUGGCCUUUGCAAGGAAUGUGUAGAGCCCGAGGAGACCACAUCCACCUUCUGCGGCACCCCAGAGUACCUGGCCCCGGAAGUGCUUCGUAAAGAGCCUUAUGAUAGAGCGGUGGACUGGUGGUGCUUAGGGGCAGUCCUCUAUGAGAUGCUGCAUGGCCUGCCCCCCUUCUUCAACACAGAUGUGGCCCAGAUGUAUGAGAAUAUUUUGCACCAGCCACUACAGAUCCCUGGAGGCCGGACAGUGGCUGCCUGUGACAUUCUUCAAGGCCUUCUCCACAAGGACCAGAGGCAGCGGCUGGGCUCCAAGGCAGACUUUCUUGACAUAAGGGACCAUGUGUUCUUCAGUCCCAUAGACUGGGAUGACCUGUACCACAAGAGGCUAACUCCACCCUUCAACCCAAACGUGGAAGGACCUGCUGACUUGAAACACUUUGACCCAGAGUUCACCCAGGAAGCAGUAUCCAAGUCCAUUGGCUGUAACCCUGACACCAUGGCCAGCAGUUCUGGGGCCUCAAGUGCAUUCCUCGGAUUUUCCUAUGCACAGGAUGAUGAUGACAUCUUGGACUCAUAAGAGACAAGCACUUGUGAAGCCACCAAGACCAGCUGGCAACUGCCAGAACUACCUUCUAUUGCCAGCAAGACACAAUGAGUUUGAUGACUCAAAGAAGAGGGAGGUGCUUUCCAUUACUUAAAUCAGUGCAGGGCUCAGGCUGGCAGGAUAAGUCACCACGUACCCAGGUGUCUGUAGUUUUGAUUUGCCCUUCUUGAGAAAG
Molecule: messenger RNA, 1659 nt
Organism: Phodopus roborovskii (desert hamster)
Lineage: Eukaryota; Metazoa; Chordata; Mammalia; Rodentia; Cricetidae
Gene: Sgk2
Product: serum/glucocorticoid regulated kinase 2
Exons: 13
Coding region: 354-1457 (367 amino acids)
Biological process (GO): protein phosphorylation
Molecular function (GO): protein serine/threonine kinase activity; ATP binding
Source: RefSeq, a predicted model, not a curated record